AUGAAGCUGAUCGAGUCCAACGACACCGUUGUGUUCCCAGAGGGAGUGACGUUCACCGUCAAGAACCGCAUCGUCCAUGUCACCGGACCACGCGGAACCAUCCGCAAGGAUUUCCGUCACUUGCACAUGGAGAUGGAGCGCGUCGGAAAGAACACCCUCCGCGUCCGCAAGUGGUUCGGAGUCCGCAAGGAGCUCGCCGCCAUCCGCACUGUCUGCUCUCACGUCAAGAACAUGAUCAAGGGAGUCACCCUCGGAUUCCGCUACAAGAUGCGCUCCGUGUAUGCCCAUUUCCCCAUCAACGUUACCCUUCAGGACGGAAACAGAACCGUUGAGGUAAAUAAACAUAUAUUUUUUAUAGUGGUAAAAUUAAUCUUCCAGAUCCGUAACUUCUUGGGAGAGAAGAUUGUUCGUCGUGUCCCACUUCCAGAUGGUGUCAUCGCCGUCAUCUCCACCGCCCAGAAGGACGAGAUUAUCGUUGAGGGAAAUGAUCUUCAGUUCGUGUCUCAAGCCGGUAAGACAUUAGCACAAUUAGAAGAUCUCCUAUUUUUCCUAUUUUCAGCUGCUCGCAUCCAGCAGUCUACCGCCGUCAAGGACAAGGAUAUCCGUAAGUUCCUCGACGGAAUCUACGUUUCGGAGAAGACCACCAUCGUCGCGACCGACUAA
Molecule: messenger RNA, 663 nt
Organism: Caenorhabditis sp. 36 PRJEB53466
Lineage: Eukaryota; Metazoa; Nematoda; Chromadorea; Rhabditida; Rhabditidae
Source: the annotation of a GenBank genome assembly